Cladophialophora yegresii CBS 114405 is the source of this 828-nucleotide messenger RNA. RefSeq lists its product as uncharacterized. NCBI's taxonomy places the organism in Eukaryota, Fungi, Ascomycota, Eurotiomycetes, Chaetothyriales, Herpotrichiellaceae. Bases 1 to 828 code for a protein of 275 amino acids. The transcript has 2 exons. The record is from RefSeq and is a predicted model, not a curated record.
AUGGCGAGAAACAAUACGGCGAAAGUGGAAAAGACGGACGCCAACCUGUUGCGAAAGAUGACACCGGAUGUGAGGUUCUACGACGAGGACAGCGAGGGAAACAUCCGUCCUCGAAACGCCUGGGUGUCGGUCGGUGUAGACCUGUACAAUAAUCACCUGGACGUGGCGGCACGCGUCGCGUUAGCUCUAACGGAGUUGUGCUGCGACGACGGUCAGGGGAAGAUCUUCAUUUUCCACCUCCCACCGAGAUGGGCCAAAACAAGGGGCGAACGGGAAAACUUUCACGCAUACAAAGCCUGGAGAUCACUUCCGGCGUUGUUCUACCUGCCGCACGAGUGGACCGAGGCAGAACAAGCGGAGUGGAAGUUGCUGAAGCCCGAAGGACGUCUGCAUCGCCUGGUCAGUGUAUACGGAUGGGUCGACGAUGCAAUUCCUGUACUACCCUUUGACGUGGAACUUCAACACGUUCAACUGGAGAGGCCUCAGCUUGAUGGUUUGAGUGCAGCUCCGGUGACGGUGUACCUCAGUCCAAAACCUUACGUCUUCCGCUCGAGAGACAUGCACGCACUCUGCGAAAGACGUUUCAGGCGCCAGUCGGGGAGGGCAUGGCCGCAGAGAUGUGUCUGGAUAGGAGAGGAGUCGACGUGGGGUGCUUUCGGCAGGUGGAGGGUCGCGGGUGGCCGAGGAAUCCUGCAUGCGCUGGACGCCUUGUACAGAGACGGGCCAUCAACUGGAGAGGAAUGUGUCACGACAUAUGGGAUAUUGGUUGGGAGGUUAUUUGCAGCGGCGACCAAGGAGAACGAGACUUUAGAGGGGGGAGAGCGGUGA